AUGGCCCGUGGGGCCGGUGGUCUACUCGACGGUGGAUUUGUUUUCAAACUCGGCCGACUUUUUCGUACUCCCUACGGUGGUGAAGGCGUUGACUUUAUCGACCAACUUAACUACCAAUUCACUGGUGGAUUAAUACUUAUUUUCAUCAUCAUUAUCAGUCUGCGACAGUACGUCGUUUCCGAAACAGAUUUAAAAAUUGGUUCGCGAUCAUCUGCUCGAGCAGGAAAGCCAAUCCAAUGUUGGGUACCUCCAGAAUUCACACGAGCAUGGGAGGAGUACACCGAGAAUUACUGUUGGGUGUCGAACACUUAUUUCCUCCUGCCUCACGAAGACAUUCCCGCAGAAGAGCUGGAGUACGAAAAAAUCAAAUUCAUCGGCUACUACCAGUGGAUGUCAAUAGUUUUAGCGGGCCAGGCUAUGAUGUCUUGGGUGCCGCAUCUCCUCUGGCGUGUCUGUUCGCGUCGUCUUCCCCUUCUGCUCAAAUCCGCCAAGGAGGCUUCCAUUCCAGAUCGCGAAUUGCGCCUCAAAGCUGUCUCCUGCCUAGUGGCCACGUUAGAGGAGCAAGCGGAGUCACAAUCGCGAUUCCGGCGAAUGAAGUCCUUUGUAAACCGGUGCCUCUGUGGCAUCGCACCCAAUGCACGACUUACAUUUCUCUUCCUCUUUGUGCGCGCCCUUUUUAUUGCCAAUUGUUUGGGCCAAAUCUACCUGAUGAAGUGCUUCACCGGAUUCAAUAGCACGUUCUUUGGACUACAACUCCUGCAAGACCUCACAAAGGGUGAGGAAUGGGACACUAGUGGCCAUUUCCCUCGUGUCACGUAUUGCAACAUCAAGGUUCGAGUCAUGGGCCAACCUAAACCCGCGAGUUACUCCCUGCAAUGUGUCCUCCCAAUAAACAAUUUUGUAGAGAAGAUCUAUAUAUUUCUUUGGUUUUGGUUCGUCAUCCUCUGCUCUUUGACGAUAAUGAACACCAUUCAGUGGACCAUCAACACCAUGCUUCCCGUACGACGCGUCUGUUACAUAAAGCAGUACCUGAAGGCGCUGCGACUCAUCUCCAGCACGGAGGAACGAGACUGCACCCGUUUUGUUAAUCAAAACCUCGGUGCAGAUGGCAUCUUUAUCCUCCACAUCGUCUCCAAAAUUGCCAGUGAUCUGAUAGCCUUGGAUGUCACUGCAACUCUGUGGAAGAACUAUCGACAAGCCAAGAUUACUGGUACGGAAGAGGAUGUCAACCGACUGCUAGAGACAGUUAAUAGGGGCUCAAGUGCUGUAUAG
Echinococcus granulosus is the source of this 1272-nucleotide messenger RNA. RefSeq names its product Innexin unc-9. Gene Ontology annotation, cellular component: gap junction; plasma membrane. The record is from RefSeq and is a predicted model, not a curated record. NCBI's taxonomy places the organism in Eukaryota, Metazoa, Platyhelminthes, Cestoda, Cyclophyllidea, Taeniidae. The coding region runs from base 1 to 1272 and encodes 423 amino acids. Gene Ontology annotation, molecular function: gap junction channel activity. The transcript is spliced from 4 exons.